This is a messenger RNA of Hordeum vulgare subsp. vulgare (domesticated barley), 719 nucleotides long. Its product is annotated as diphthamide biosynthesis protein 3. Gene Ontology annotation, biological process: protein histidyl modification to diphthamide; tRNA wobble uridine modification. Gene Ontology annotation, cellular component: nucleus; cytosol. The transcript has 2 exons. The coding region runs from base 143 to 394 and encodes 83 amino acids. Gene Ontology annotation, molecular function: metal ion binding. Lineage: Eukaryota; Viridiplantae; Streptophyta; Magnoliopsida; Poales; Poaceae. The record is from RefSeq and is a predicted model, not a curated record.
CCCCCGCUUUUCCUCCCACCUCGCACGCGGCCUCUCCCUCCCUUCCUUCUUUCCACGCGCUUGUGGCGGCGGCGCGAGACCAUCGGAGAACCUUUGCCGGGGGGGCGAGCUAGGGUUUGGGCCACCGCGGCGACGCGCGACGAUGUCGGCGUACGACGAGGUGGAGAUCGAGGACAUGGAGUGGAGCGAGGAGCUGGCGGCGUACACGUACCCCUGCCCCUGCGGCGACCUCUUCCAGAUCACGCUCGCCGACCUCCGCCUCGGGGAGGAGAUCGCGCGCUGCCCCUCCUGCUCGCUCUUCCUCACCGUCGUCUACAACGAGGAGGACUUCGCCGACGCCAAGGAGCCCCCGCAGAAGCCGCCGGCCGCCCCGCAGCCCGUCGCCGUCGCCUGAGCCUGAGCCCGCCGUGGCUCGUCGGCAUGGACGGACGACAGAAUCAGCAUCGUAGCUGGGAGAGGAAUGAGAGAAAUUGUUUGGCAUACGCGGGAGCAUCUGUACUUGUACUUGUAGAAUGAGAAAAAUCGCAGCAUCGUAUCAACUUUUGGUUGUUGAACUGAAUUUAUCCAUGUGGACUUGCUCAGUUGGUACAAAGGCACUGUCCUUGAUCGGUGCCUCAUUUUCUUUUUGUUAAUCCCAGUUUUUGUAAUCCUGGUGACUCUCUGGUCUCAUUGCUGCGCCUUGUGGUAGCAUGUGAAUCUGUGAUGUGGCUUGGGUGAAA